AAUCUAGUCCCUCCAUGACACUUAGCUAGAUAAAGUAAAAAAAUAGCAACUAAUAGCAUACUCAUCGAAUUGUGCUUUAUUGCGCGUAAGAAUAGCGAGACCUCUCUAGUCCUUAAAGUCUUUCUAUAACUCUGGCAGUGUGGGGAUAAUCUAUGUCGGAUCGCGAUGACGAGGAUGAUCGCCUUAGCCUUAACUUUGGCGAAGAUCAAGAUGACGAGCCCGAACUCAGCGACAUAGAUCGCGGUGAGGAUGUAAACGAUGAUGGAGAAGCUAAUGAACAGGAUCCCGAGCUUAUCCCAGAUGAGGUUGCCGCCAAUGUUAUUCUCUCCGGAAGCGCGCAGGCUGCCAAGGGCACGGUGCCACGUAAACCCGCGGAUCGCGUCACGGCACCGGUGCUCACCAAAUACGAGCGCGCUCGUAUACUCGGGACGCGCGCACUGCAAAUCAGUAUGAACGCACCUGUCCUUGUGAUGAUCGAGGGUGAGACGGAUCCCUUGACAAUUGCGCAGAAGGAACUGCGUGAGCGCGUAAUACCCCUCAUCAUCAGACGUAUUCUACCGGAUAAUACCUACGAAGACUGGGCGAUCUCAGAGCUGGAUGUGGACUUUGAUCGUCCUGUGGAUGAGCGUUAUACUAAUUUGUAGUCCUGAUGUGUGGAUAACUUUGGCGGAGUGUGUUGAGAGUCUGACCUGAAAAAAGAAUGACGGCUAAUGUUAAGAAAUACCUCCGAUAAUGCAGAGUUUUAACCCAGCUCCCAUUAUAUAAUAUUACCUUGAUUUGAAAGAUAGGAUAUAUCCUGAUUUUUCUUUCACAACGGGGGAU
Messenger RNA from Phytomonas sp. EM1, 822 nucleotides. Lineage: Eukaryota; Euglenozoa; Kinetoplastea; Trypanosomatida; Trypanosomatidae. The record is from the annotation of a GenBank genome assembly.